Messenger RNA from Meloidogyne enterolobii, 834 nucleotides. NCBI's taxonomy places the organism in Eukaryota, Metazoa, Nematoda, Chromadorea, Rhabditida, Meloidogynidae. The record is from the annotation of a GenBank genome assembly.
AUGUUUUUGUUACAACAACCUUUGCAUUACCACCAACAUACAUCACAACAUCCAUUAAAUCCCCAACCUCCCACAAGUACUUUAUUACAAUCUCCACAUACUUUUGUUCUUCGAAGAUCUGGAGUAAAUAAUCAAAGAAAAUCUCCAAAUAUUUCUGUAGACGAAGUUGAAGUAGAAGGAGGGGGAGGAGGAGAAAAUAAUAGACAAAUAAUAAUAAUUAAUGAAGAUAUUAAUUCUGAAAAUGAGGGGAAAAGAACAAAAAAUUGUUUACAAAAUGAGAAUGAAGGAGAACAAAAUAAUCAAAAUAAUAUUGCUAAAGCGCCUCCUGAAACUUUAGAAUGGAUUAAAGCAAAUUAUGAAUUAGUAGAAGGGGCUUCUUUGCCUCGUAAUAUACUUUACGAGCAAUAUAAAACUCAUUGCAAAGAAUUAGGAUUUACUCAAGUAAAUGCUGCAUCUUUUGGAAAAUUAAUUCGUCAAGUUUUUGAUAAAAAAUUAUCAACUCGUCGUCUUGGUACUAGAGGGAAUAGUAAAUAUCAUUAUAAUGGUAUUUGUUUAAAACAAAAUAGUCCUCUACGUGCUACAAUGAGUGCAGAGGAAUUAGAAAGGAUGAUUAACGGUUCACAACAACCACAUAAAAAUUCUCAACGUUCACAAAGAAAACAACAAUUUAACAAUAAUAAUUUACAAAAAUCAAAAAGAAAAAUUGAAAGAGAAAUAAAUUCAAAUAAUUUAAAUAAUUUUUCUUCUUCCGCAGCAACAUCUCCGUGUGAAGAAAGAGAAGGGUCUAUUAAUAUUGAAUUAGAACAACAAUAUCAACAACAACAAAGGUAUUAA